Messenger RNA from Marasmius oreades (fairy-ring Marasmius), 1157 nucleotides. RefSeq lists its product as uncharacterized. The coding region runs from base 27 to 1157 and encodes 376 amino acids. NCBI's taxonomy places the organism in Eukaryota, Fungi, Basidiomycota, Agaricomycetes, Agaricales, Marasmiaceae. Gene Ontology annotation, biological process: Golgi to plasma membrane protein transport. The transcript has 8 exons. The record is from RefSeq and is a predicted model, not a curated record. Gene Ontology annotation, cellular component: trans-Golgi network.
CGGGCCUCUCAUUGCCUGCUACCAAGAUGUUCUCCGCCCUCGAUGUAGAUAUUCAGCCUGGAUUUGGUGUCGGAAUGUUUGAGAUCGGUGCCUCACUCUGGACAGUUUUGGACGCCGUCCGUCGAAUGCAACAUGCCUUUCCUCAGGUCGACGUCAAAUAUGACCCGGAUGCAUCCGCAAUGACACCAAUAAUCGUACAUCUACGCCCUCACGUUGAUCUUCUAUUCUCAGGCAAGCAUCAACGCCUCCACACUAUCUGUAUACGAAAACUCCGGGAUCCUAAUCCGCCUGUGAUAUUAAGAUAUAAGGAGUCGGUGUUAUCAUCUAGCGAUGAAGUUUUAAGGCGGAUUGGAGUCAGCCGUAUAUUUGGUCCCACAUAUCCAGGUGAUGAUCUUCGAUACCCAGGUCUAUGGUUCAGUUUCGAUGAGGAUGGAAUAGGCGAAGGACGGAAGGGUGCCCAUCCUGAGGACAAAAUGCAAGAGGUGAAACGAGUCUUUGUCUCUCAGAAGGAUUUGGGCAAAGAAGGCGACGCAUUGGGUGAAGUUUCUGAGUGCCCAAUCAUGGACGGGGAUAUAGCAUUAGCGAUAUUAAAGGUCCGCGAUGGGAUAACGCUACAUUUUCAUCCUUCCACAUCCAAUGCUGCCCAUAUUCGUAUUGGACAGACGACUGCACAAGACCUGAACAUCCUCCUAGGCCCUCCUCUGCGUGUCCACUACAAAGAAGAUGAUAGAAUGAAGAUCCAUUCUUCUAAUCCAGACUCUACGAGGCCAGAGACAAGUUAUUUUUAUAACUUCUUCCAACAUGGACUGGACUUCCUCAUAUCCGGUAAAGAUCACGUAGUUAGAAAGAUUAUACUCCACUCCAAUGUGCCUGGAACACCACUCUUCCAACGAUACAAGCGUUGUAAUUGGGAACUCGAAGGCAAUCCCGAAGACGAUGAAGACGACAGUCCUCCUAGGAAACGAUUUUACGAUAGAUUCGAAACAAUCAGUCACUUUCUGAGUCCCCGUCAACCGCCCCCUUCGAUGCUACUCGAUCGCACAGACGACGAGGACGAUAUUACCCUCCCCAGCUCUACGACUCGUCUCCAUGGCUAUGAUGGCAUUAUCUUGGAGGUUUCUGAGGCGUCGCAUGUCGUCUCUGUAACCCUUUUCUAA